This is a messenger RNA of Eurypyga helias (sunbittern), 402 nucleotides long. RefSeq names its product adenylate kinase 2 (gene AK2). Gene Ontology annotation, molecular function: ATP binding; AMP kinase activity. Gene Ontology annotation, cellular component: cytoplasm; mitochondrion. The record is from RefSeq and is a predicted model, not a curated record. The annotation marks the transcript as partial. Gene Ontology annotation, biological process: nucleobase-containing compound metabolic process. The transcript has 4 exons. NCBI's taxonomy places the organism in Eukaryota, Metazoa, Chordata, Aves, Eurypygiformes, Eurypygidae.
CCAAAGCUGGCCGAGACCUACUGCGUUUGCCACCUGGCCACCGGGGACAUGCUGCGGGCCAUGGUGGCCUCCGGGUCCGAGCUGGGCAAGCGGCUCAAAGAGACGAUGGACGCGGGGAAGCUGGUCAGCGACGAGAUGGUGGUGGAGCUGAUUGAGAACAACCUCGACUCCCCUCCCUGCAAGAACGGCUUCCUCCUGGACGGCUUCCCACGCACGGUGAAGCAGGCCGAGAUGCUGGAUGAGCUCCUGGAGAAGAGGAGAGAGAAGCUGGACUCCGUCAUUGAGUUUAGCAUCCCUGACUCCUUGCUUAUCCGCAGGAUCACUGGACGGCUGAUUCACCCCGCGAGCGGCCGCUCUUACCACGAGGAGUUCCGACCCCCGAAAGAGCACAUGAAGGACGAU